This is a messenger RNA of Naegleria lovaniensis, 5631 nucleotides long. RefSeq lists its product as uncharacterized. The transcript is spliced from 3 exons. Gene Ontology annotation, cellular component: telomerase catalytic core complex. Gene Ontology annotation, molecular function: telomerase RNA binding; telomeric repeat DNA binding. NCBI's taxonomy places the organism in Eukaryota, Heterolobosea, Eutetramitea, Acrasida, Naegleriidae. The coding region runs from base 1 to 5631 and encodes 1876 amino acids. The record is from RefSeq and is a predicted model, not a curated record. Gene Ontology annotation, biological process: telomere maintenance via telomerase.
AUGAUGCACCAAGUCGAGCACUCAAAAACCACCAAUGUCUCACCGAACCAUAAACGACCCUUUCAUAGAGAUGAUGACGAAAGUUGCAACGACGAGGAGGAAGAGGAUGGGAUUAAUCACUUGGAUGAUCUUUCCGAAAUGUCUCUCAUGAAUCGAAGCAACCAAUUAUUUUUAAAUGACAAUUCUUCGAACAUGAAUAGGAUCGCCAAAGAGCAUAACAACCAUGAGGGUUCAUCGUCUUCAUCUGUUCCAAUGAUGAUGGCGAAUAAUCAUGAAAGUACAAUUUUAGAGCCACCUCGAAAGAAGAAAAUUUCACACAGUCAUUCCGAUCACCACAACAAUAAUAAUUACCCAAUUUCAUCAUCCAUUCACGAAAAUCAACAAGAAUCGAGUCAUCGCGAGCACAUGAUGACUUUACCCAAUCACAAAUUUCAAAAAUUAUUUUCACAACCAAAUUCAAUAUUUCAAUUAAUUUUUAAAAAUCAAUGGAAAACAUUAUACGAAUUUAUUGAAGAAUUAUUUUCAAAAUAUUCAUGGAUCCAUUCCACAAGUGAAAUUUCUCAACACAUUUCAUCCAUCCAUGACACUCAACAAUUUGAAAAAAUUUCACAACCAUCAACCACCAUCUCAUUGAAACAACGAUUACAACAUUUAUCACCCAAAUAUAUUCAAAUGUUAAAUCAACAUUUCAUUGCCAUUCCACCAGAUGCUCCAAAUUUGGAACUCACUCUUUCUAAGGCUGCAUUGGAAUAUUCACAAGAAUGUUCAAGUGUACGAGUACCAUCACUGAUGAGUGAUCAUCCAAGUGUACGAGUACCAUCAUUACGUGAUGAAUCUUCCAUUCUUCUUUCAAAUCCUCAUUUUCAUCUCAGUUUUAGACAAACUUGUAACAUUUCAGAAUUGGUGGAUCGAAUCAUUGAAAGUAUUUUUGCAGAAACAAGUUCACAAAAUGAAAAACCAAAACAUGUCUUGUGUUUUGGAUUUGCUAAAAUUAGACCCAAUGCAGCACAUGGAAUCUCGACCAUGACUACGGUUCAAUCAUUUUUUCCAAACUCGAUCAUUGAUAUUGUGAAAAGUCAAGAAUGGGAAAUAUUAUUAUCUCUUGUUGGAGAUUGUGUGAUGAGUUAUAUUUUGAGAUAUUGUAUCGUAUUAAAAGGAACAAUACCACGAAAUAGUUUUCUUCAAAUUUGUGGAAAACCAUUGUAUCAUUAUUGCCAAAAUCUGAAAGAAAAGAAGAAACCACUUGCAGCACAUUCAUUAAAAUUAUUUCAAGAAUUUGAGGAAAUUAUGAAGGACGAGAGAGAAUUAUAUAAUGAGAAUGAUCACCUGAGAAAUUCACAGGUCAUGAUGAUGAAUGUGCGUUCGGACAUUCACGAAUUGGAUCAUCAUCAUAGUAGUAGUAGUAACUCGCACUCAUUAUUCAAGAAAUUAUCAACACUUUCGCACGAGAAGGAAGAGGAGGAGCUCGAAGAGGAGAUGCACGAACAAGACGAUCAUGAUCCUUCCAAACCAUUACUUCUCGUAUCAGAAUCUGCGCUUCAUUCUCUAUUUUUGGACGAGUUGGAAGAUCAGCAACACCUAAUCGUUAAUCCCAUCCAUACUACCACCACCACUACUACUACCAAGACUACUACUGAGACUCAAGACGAUCGUAUGGUACUCGAGUUUCAUGAUGAACAUGUCGAGGAUGAUCAUGUUGUGAUGCAUGUGAUUCCUCCUCGGCGACAACGACGACACCAACGACAACGUAAUGGAAAUGAUACAUACAGUAUUUCUGAAUGUUUUAUUCCUCGACAAGUCAUGUUCUAUUCGAAUAAGAAGACACCUGUAUUGGGAUUUCCACAGAAACACAUGUUCAAUACGAUGGAAAGAUCGAUUGAAGGUGCAAAGAAAUUAUUUAAUUUUAUUUUUUAUGGUAAGAGAGAACAACCUGAUAAAAGACAUGUCAAAGGUUAUGGUUUUCUCUUAGAAUUACUAUUGGAAAUGAAACAUUGUCAAGUGAAACAUCUCAAAUCGACUCCCUAUCGACUCUCUCAUUAUUGUCCAUUGAAAAGAAUUCAAAAAAAGAAAAUCAUUUCAAAUACCAUUUCCAUUUCACAUGCUGAACAACCACUCCUUUAUAAAAAGAUUGAAGAUAAAAAUAUCAACAAGCAUGGAAGUAGUAAUAUGGUAUUGAGAAUGGAACAAUUGUUAUGUACUCAAGAGGAGAAUGAUGGCACCAUGAUGGUCAUGGAUACUCUCAAUUCCUCUCGUACAGUGCGUGAUGAUGAUGCUGAUACGAAUAGUAAUAGUAGGAACAUUACCAUUGCACCACAAAUAGAAAGUGAAGUCAUGUUAAAUUCUUCAGAACAAUUUGAAAAUUUAGUGAACAUGACUCAAUCCUAUGAUAAGGUUUCACAAUUUAUCAAAUCGACAUGUAAAAAAUUAAUACCCUUUGAAUUAUUUGGAUCUCAACACAAUAUGAAUGUGAUCUUUCAUAAUAUUGAUAGAAUUGUAUCAUUGGGAAGAUAUGAAACAUUAACAUUACAUGAAUUAAUGCAAAAUAUUAAGGUGAAUGAUAUGAAAUGGACGAUUCGAAAUCCAUCAAAGAAUUCUACUACUGCAAUUAGUACUAUUACUGCUCACUCUUCGCAUCGGUCAGUCGAUGUCUUGCAAUUCAAAAAACAAACAUUUAUGGCUCAACAAUUUAUUCUAUUUUUAUUCAAACAUAUUAUUAUGGUAUUAUUAAGUACACAUUUCUAUAUUACUGAAAGUGAUCAACAUCGAACAAAAUUAUUAUAUUUUAGAAGAGAGACUUGGGAAUAUAUUAAUCGAGUAUCAUGGUCAAAAAUUAAUAAUCAAGAUUCUUCAUGUGAUUUCUUGCAUGGAAAUCAACAAGAAAUUGUUGAAACUAUGAAUCGAGGAAAUAAUUUACAACAAAUAGAAACACAACAAGAACCACAACAACAGAAACAACAGAAACAACCACAACAACCACAACAACCACAACUACUACCACAACAAGAUCAUACUUACUCGACUCUCUUUAAACCUAUUGAAAAAGAUUUGGCUCUACAAUUGUUAAAAAAGAAAUCUCUUCCUUACACGAGUGUGAGAUUACUCCCAAAACAAAAUACUGCUCGACCAAUUAUUAAUUUAGGAAAGCGAGUAAUGAAUUCUAAUGCUGUUUCUUCUACUACUACUGCGACGACGAACACAAAGAAUGAUUUUUUAAAUCCCAACACUUCAGAAUUCAAUUCUCAUUCGUAUUCGAUCAAUUCUAAACUCAGAGAUUUAUUAAGCGUUUUAAAAUUUGAAACGAAUAGAAAUCCAGAAUUAUUAGGAAGUUCAGUAUUCAAUCCUUUGGACAUGUAUAAGAGAUUAUUACCAUUUGUAAGAAUGUGGAAAGAACAAGUACAUCAUGUCAGUGAAAAAUUGAAAAUAUUUGAAAAUAAGGAAAAUUUAAUGUUGUUGCAACAAGAUCAAUACUCGACACCAUCGAAUAAUGAUGAUGAUUUACAUCUCAACACUCAACUUCUUCCACUCUAUAUUGUUAAAAUUGAUAUCAAAGGAGCCUAUGAUUCAAUUCCUCAUCAAAAAUUAUUUCAUUUAAUUUCAAAUUCAAUUAUUAGAGAGGAUGAAUACAUUUCUGUGAAAUAUCAUGUUAUUCGACCAUAUAUUGGAAAGUUAAUAUCAAAAUAUGAGCGAGUAAUCAUGUGUCCUAAUCAAUUUAUGAGAUUUACAAAAUUACUCAAUUCUCAACUUUCACACAAAUAUUGUAAAUCCAUAUUCAUCGAUCAAGUAUCCUAUACAUCGGUUCAUUCCAAUGAUAUGAACAUGUUAUUGAAAGAACACAUUUCACAAAAUUUAAUCAAAAUUAAGAAUGAAUUUUAUAUUCAAGUGAUUGGAAUUCCACAAGGAAGUAUUGUAUCACCUUUAUUAUGUAGUUUAUUAUAUGCUGAUUUUGAGAGAGUGUGUUUGAGUCAUGAUUUACCUGGAAUGCACUCGAGUGGUGGUAAUAAUGGUAGUGGUAGUGGUAGUGGUAGUAGUUCCACUUCACAUUCAGACUUGAAGAAUUCCCACUCAUCAAGCAUUGUACUCUCUUCGUUGGAGAGUAUGAUGAUUGGUACUACUAGUGGUAGUAGUAGUAGUACUUGUAGUAGUAGUCAUAACAGUACGAGUCGUAGAAAUAAUCAUGUUGGUAAUACUGGUAGUGCUAGUGCCUCACAUUCUUCUCAACAUGAUGUGAAUAAGGACGGUACAUGGAAUUACUUUUCCAAUGAGGACUCCACUCUCAAAUAUUUCAUUCAUGUAUUGAAUAGUAAUGCUGCUGCUAGUACUACUACGUUGACUACCUGUGAGAGCCAUGAACGAGUGGAUUCUUCUUCAACCACACUCUUCACUGCUACAAGUGUGCACCAUGAUACCGCUACUACUACUACUACCACAGCUACUACUACUACUAGUAGUCAUGGCACUAAUUUUGUGUUAACACCACCCAUUUCAUUCAUGAAGAGAGAAUUAGUGCCAUUGUUUUCACCCAUUGUUGAACCAUUACUACACAAAUCUCAUCUCUCUACCAGUACUAGCAAUAGUAGUAGUAUGAAUGAUCAUCAUAGCAAUAGUAGUAGAACAAGACAAAAUGGUGCUCAAGUAUUAUCUCUUCCUCAAUAUUUAAUUUCAUCACCCCCUGUGGUGUUUCAAAAAGAAGCUGGGCAAAUUCUUUCACCACCACCACCACUCCCACAACAUGAGGAUACUGUGUCAUUAUCCAAUUCUUCAAAUUCUUCAUUGGUGCUUGUUCCCUCUAUUGGAGUACUAUUGAGAUUGAUUGACGAUUUUUUAUACAUCACCAAUAAUAAGAAUGCUGCACAAUAUUUUCUUGAAAGAAUGCAUACAGGUAAUCCAGAAUAUGGAAUUAAAAUUAAUCCAAAAAAGACAAAGGUGAAUUUUGAAACCAGUGUAAAAUUAACAAGCUUAACUCUAUGUGAAUAUCAUGCUGAACAUUUGAUUCGAUGGUGUGGAUUUAAUAUUGAUACCCAAACACUGAAUAUCACUGUAGAUUAUUCAAGAUAUUGGGAUUGUCAUUUAAAAGAUAAGAUUUCGAGAGACUGCAGAACUCCCGGUUUUAAUCUUUGUAGAAAACUCAAACAAACCAUUAGCUGGAAAUGCACACCUCUCGUGAUUGAUGGUACUAUUAAUUCUCGUUUCACAUGCUAUUUGAAUGUGUAUCAAUUAUUUCUAUUUGUUGCAAUGAAAUUUCACACCACCAUUCGGCACAAGAUGAAACCCCAAUGGGAUAAGAAAAAUCUUGCUCACAUGAAAUCAGCCUAUAACUUGUGCAAGACAACAAUUUCUGACAUUGUUGGAUACAUGUGGAUUUGCAUUCAAAGCAGAAAGAAAGUGAUACACAAAUUUGGCUCGUUUUGUGAGUUGGAAAAGUUGUACGUGCAAUAUUUGGGAGUUUGUGCUUUUCACAUGAUACUGCAAAGAAAACAUUCACACUAUGUUCCUUUUGAAAUUUUGACCCAAUUACGAAUUGUCAAAAGAAAUUUAUUGGCCUCUAUGGAGGAAACUGGGACAAAACAACUCAUGAAACGAGUUACUGAAAGAAGAUUCUCUACGGAGCUAUUGAAUCAUAUUCAAUUCUAA